GCACAGCGACCACUGAGCAUGCCUGCAGCCUCCAUGUCUACUAUAGGCUAUCCUGGGGUCUGCAGUACCACAUCAUACAGAACUCACUGUUAUAUCCCAGUGACCUCUUCUGUUACUCUUAGCUCCAGUGAUUUAAGCCCUACCUUUGGACACUGCUUACCCAGUAGCUACCAAGGAAAUCUCUGGCUCCUGGAUUACUGCCAAGAAUCCUACAGUGAAGCACCAACCUGCAAAUCUCCCAGCUGUGAGUCCAAGACCUGCAGUACCACUGGUUGUGACCAGUCAAACUCCUCUGUGCCCUGCAACUCCCCAUCAGCAGGCCAAGUCUUCAGUGUCUGUGAAACUACCAACGUCAGCCCCAGCCCCAGCUGCAGCCCAAGCACUCAGACCAAUGGGUAUGUAUGCAAUUGCCACAUACCCAUUCGAAAUGCUUCCAAAGCCUGCCAAACCCUCUGCAACGGUUCCAACUGCUUUGGACAACUUAACUGCUUACCCAAGAGUUUCCAAACUCUAAACCACUGCAGAUUGAGUACUUUGGGGUAUAAAAGCUACCAAAAUCCUUGCUUCAUACCCAGCUACAUCUCACCAUUAUGUUAUAUUUCCAACAGUUGCCAACCCCAAAGCUAUUUAAUGAGAAAUUAUCACUAUUCAAGCUACAGGCCUACGAGCUGCCGACGACUGAGCUAUUUAUCUAGAAGCUUCAGAUCUCUGAGCUGUAUACCCAGUACCUUUCCACCUCUGAGGUAUUUGUGCAGUGGUAGCAGACCUCUGAAAUGCUAUUGACCAACUUCCAGAAUUUAUAGCAGCUGGAAAUUGCCCAAUGGGGAAGAUUCUACUAAGUACUAGAAUGUCUAAUUUUCUGCUGAAUCUCUUUAUUCAGCCUAAGAAUCUUGUUACAUUAAGUUCAAAUAUAACUCCCAGGUUUAUUAACCACAGCCAGUAUCACCUGCUAGCUUUUCUUUUUUCUGUUGUUCUGUUAUUGCUCUUUGUACUAAAAGCUGACCCUGAAGGUAACAUCAUUACUUCUGAGAUUUAUUACAAUGGACUUACCGAAGAGACUCCAUUUGAAAUACAACCAUCACCGGCUUUCUUACUUUGGCUGUCACUGUCACUUCUCUGACAGUGUGAUUAUCACCUACCUUUCCUGAUGAAAUGGGGCCUCCAUGGUUUGACUGCAGAUUCCAGCAUGCAAGUUCAUUCGGAUGGCUUUGAUUGUCAUUAAUAUUUUUGUCAACUACCUAACUAGCACCUUGCUAAUAAGCCGACAGAUAACACUAUCUUGAGCAUAAUAAGUUGAACUAUUUCAUCCUUUUCUUACUGACUGAUUGUAAGAACAGGCAAAUAGCAAUGGUGACGAGCUCAAAAAUAGAAGACUUCAGCAAAUCUCUUCCAGAGAAGCCAUAAAACAAGAUUCACUGGUACUCAGCUUUUGUUCUCCAUGCCUAAGAAAAAGCCUCAGAAUUAGCUAAAGCAUGAAAAUUGUUUGUUGAAAGAAGAACAAAUACUGUUAGAGACCCUUUACAAUUAUGUGUAAUCUGCGUUUAGGAUUCUCCUAUCAUCUUGCCUUACUGAUUUAUUGCAUUCUGACUCUGGAAAAUGUCCUAGUUCUUAGUUAAUAAACAAAUUUCUGUCUGGAA
Messenger RNA from Pan troglodytes (chimpanzee), 1637 nucleotides. RefSeq names its product keratin associated protein 24-1 (gene KRTAP24-1). The transcript has a single exon. Bases 19 to 783 code for a protein of 254 amino acids. The record is from RefSeq and is a predicted model, not a curated record. Gene Ontology annotation, molecular function: structural molecule activity. Gene Ontology annotation, cellular component: keratin filament. Lineage: Eukaryota; Metazoa; Chordata; Mammalia; Primates; Hominidae.